Alternaria rosae is the source of this 1278-nucleotide messenger RNA. RefSeq lists its product as uncharacterized. The record is from RefSeq and is a predicted model, not a curated record. Lineage: Eukaryota; Fungi; Ascomycota; Dothideomycetes; Pleosporales; Pleosporaceae. The coding region runs from base 120 to 887 and encodes 255 amino acids. The transcript is spliced from 3 exons.
UAGGACUCGUAAUGGCGGAAAGCCAACGUUGGGAUCGCGACAGCACGUGACCUCUGCACGGGGAAGGUCCGGGCGUGGCCUUCCCACGUAGCUCAAAUCCACCUUUUCCCCUGACAGCCAUGUCUAUAUCAUUGCUGCCCAAGGAGCUCCGCCUGCAGAUUUGGUCACUCGCAUACCAGAACGAGCCGCCUCGCCUGGUUGCGCUGGAGACAAAGCCACACGAUGAAACUCAUGACGAAACGCACUUUUGCCCACGGUACUCUCCUAGCCCUGCGCCGACGGUGGUAAACAUAUGUCACGAGUCGCGCGAAGAGGCUCGUUACCAAGCUAUCAAAGCGGACCAUAUCGUGGAGCUGGCAUCGGAUAUUCCGGGUACCCGAGGUGGCGAAUUCUACUUCCGUAUCGAUACCGACAUUCUGUUGGUACAGCUCGAAGGGAAGCGUGUGAAGCAUUAUGACGACUCGCCCGAAGUAGGGUUACUGGCUCACUUCGGACAUGCGACGGGCUGCAAUCCCCAAGAGCUGCGAAAAGUCGCCGUAACAAAAGUAAUACUGAACGGAUUUCGAGACGGUAGCCUAUCCAACGUCCUUCGCGAGUUCACGAAAAUUUCGCAUAUGGUGAUGAUACUCACAGAAGACAUAUGGGAAAAGGAUAUGGAGAAAGAGCUAUUUGUUCGUGCUGCUGCGAGGAUAGUGCGCAUGUACAAGCUCGAUUUGAUGAACCGAGCCAGCAGCCAAGGGCAGACAUUCAAGCCGCAUCCUUUCGACGUAGAUUUUGCAAGACUUCGUCACGGCCAGUUGGAUAUAAUACCGAAAGAUAUUUGGAGAGAUUGGAGCGAUGGAGGAGAUGAAUGGGCGACGCUCGACAACUCCGAGCCAUUUUGGUAGUCUACGGAACAUCAUGAUAUAUCCGAUCACCUUCCUCCGGUAGUUGGAGAAAAUCGGGCGGUGUAUCUUCCACUGCCGGUAGCUGAUGCUUUUCUGCCCAAUCCCUAAUCGCAUCAAAGUUCCGACACGUAUGGACGGUAUUGAAGUCGACAAAGGCUUGCAAUGGUUUGUCCGGAGGUUGAUACCAUACUUGGCCCAGAACGCCGUUAUCAACCGUACACAUGAGCUGCUGACGCAAGAUAUCAAGGCAAUGUGCUGGAAGUGAAUGUUCCCAUCGUUGGAGAACGGACCGAGCCCUUGCUUCUGAUAGUACUCGAAAUUCCAAGACAAGGACUUUCGCAACAGAUUCUAUAUAUGAUGGUGCAAGCCUUCCACGUGUGCGGGAUAUCCA